Messenger RNA from Mytilus trossulus (common blue mussel), 4417 nucleotides. RefSeq lists its product as uncharacterized. Bases 43 to 1482 code for a protein of 479 amino acids. The record is from RefSeq and is a predicted model, not a curated record. Gene Ontology annotation, molecular function: protein binding. The transcript has 5 exons. Lineage: Eukaryota; Metazoa; Mollusca; Bivalvia; Mytilida; Mytilidae. Gene Ontology annotation, biological process: signal transduction.
UUCUGGCCAAAAAAAGGUCUCAUAAGAAAUACUUUUGAAAGGAUGUCAGGAAGUGGAAUAAUACAAAGAAAAGAUCUUUAUCUUAUUUGGGAACAAAAGCACUUCAAUAAGAUAUCACCCUACAAAGAGUUCAUAUUUGAUAUGCUCAUCCAUCUUGAUAUUCUAUCAGAGCAGCGAAGAUAUGAUACUUAUACAGGAAGCCGGUUACCAGUGGAAAACUUCUUUGUUCCCUGUAUGCUCACUCAAAGAAAUGACACAAGAUUCAUGACCAAUGAAUGUACACCAGAGAAAGCCAUCAGUCUAGCUUUUGUUUUCAAAGGGACAAUAAUACCACCAGCCUUACCGAAUCGUCUCAUUAGCGCAUGUCUAAGUAUGUGGACCGUAAAGACGUAUGAAGGAAAACAACUCCUGUUUUCAGGAUUCGUUGGUUUAUCAUUCGAUAAAGCACAUGAUAUUGUAGUAUGUGUUGAAGGUAACAAGAUAUUGCUCUACAUAGUCCAUGAAACCUCCAAUGGACUGAUCGUGCCAGAUAUCGCCACUGGUAUCAAGGAAUGCAUGUAUACAACACUAGAGAGAAUCUCAGAAUUCUAUAAGUCCACAGUCUCCUCCAGCAGCCAGAAACUACCCUUCCAUAUUGAAUAUGCAUGCUCCAGUUUAGAAUGCCAUAUACCUGAAGAGGCAGCAUUUACAACUGAUGAAUGGAUCUGUGAGGAACAUCAGAUUGUACAUACUAAAGACAAGUGGAAUGUUUGGAAUCAAGAUCAGGCAAAAGAACAAUGUGAAGUGGACUGUCCAGGUUUACAUGAAGGUGCCUUAAAUCAGAUACCGAGUGAUAUUGAACUCCAAAGAUUUGCCUCAACUUGUGAUGAAAACACCAUACGUGAAUUGGCUAUACAUCUUGGGAUGACGUUCAAAGCAUGGGAAGAACUUCAAAGGAAUAACCCUGAUUAUAUUCAGAUUGUCAAGUACAGAAUUCUGGUCAACUGGAGAGAAAAAUUUUCAGGAAAAUUUAUCAACAUAGCGAAGGCUUUAACAGAAAUGAAACUAACAACACACAUGUUGUGUCAGGUUAAAAGAAUACGAAAAGGACAAUGCGAUAUUACUGCAGAAUAUAUGGAUUUAAUUCCAACAGAUGAAAUAUUGGAUGAACUAGCACAAGUCAUAGGAGUAGUAUCCUUCCAACUGGGUAUAGAAUUGGGAUUAUCUAUAUCAUCAUUAGAUGCAAUUCAAUACAACAAUGGAAGAAAUUUAGUCGCUCAAUGCAAAGAUAUAUUAUUCCAGUGGAGAGAAGAUCAACGAGUGAAGCCAACCAUUGGUGUACUGGUCCAAGCUCUAGUUAAUAUUGAAAGAGGUGCAUCAUGUUUGGGGGAAAUCAUUAAAACAGUAGGCGUGAAGAAAUACAUUCCACACGAAGAAGAUGAGAAGGAAGGAAAGGUUAAGACACUUUUUAAAAGAUUGAAUCCUUUUCAGAAGAGGAAAUAGUACCAGAACUUUUUAUGAGUAUAAUUAUCAAGACUUAAGCUAGGAAUUUUCUUGGCUGCAUGUUCAUUAAAAAAAGAGGUAACCGUUCUGAUACACUCCUUGUGUUAGUAAUAAUUGUCUAAACUAAAUAUAGUUAUGCAGACAAUACAAGGCAAAUAUGAAAUUCAACUCAGAGCAGACAAAACAUAAGAAAUCGUGUUCCUUUUUUUAAAUACUUUCUUUUCCAAAACCCUUCACAGAGAGCACUUUUUGAAAUUGACCCUCCUGUUAUAAAAAAAAAUCAGGGGAAAUUGGCCCUUCCUCUUUGUUCCGGUCUGAUGAUUUUGUGCAAAGUUAUGGUCCUUGGACUUAGAAAAUUUACUUAAAUGAUCAGUUUACCACACAUGUUUUCAUGCUUGAAGAUAUUGACAUGAUAUUUGUUAUGUAGUUUACACUAUGACAAGUUAUUUAAUGAUCAAGUUAGCAUUCUGUUACAGUACAAUGAAUGUUAAACCGGUAGGGGACUAUAUAAAUGUAUUGCUAUGCAUUCCUAUUAGAACGCUUGUUUAAAUCUUAUUAUAUAUUGUGAAUGUAUAUUAAAAUUGUAUCUUCCGUAGUAAAAACACUACAUGUCAAAAACUGCAGGUAUUUAAGGUGCAUCUUUAAGACAAGAAUGAUUGGAUAAACGCGUUGAAUCACUAGUUACAAUAUAAGUCCUGUACAUUCCGUUGACAGAAAAUGUGAAACAUCCUCAUCAGGAAAGUGUACAUUUCUAAGAUGUUUUUGUUUGUUUUGUUUAUGCUCUUUAAAAACAUGCUAUUACAUCAGUAUUGCGUAUGAGCAAAUUUAGCUGUACAGCAAACUGAAAUGCUAUGCUAUUCAUCACUAUGGUAUGCAAUAUCUAAUACAGAUAGAAACCCAUACCAAUAUCGCAUACGUUGUAUUACAAACCACGUAUCGCAUCUUUUUUGGGGAAUAUCAAUAGUUUUAUGAUGUUGAUAUAUAUUGCAUUGUUUAAUUACAGUCUUGAAGAUCUGAUUGGAUAGAAAAAGUCUUAAAUGUUAGAUCACUUUAUUAUUAGCGGUGUGUUAAUGUUAUUCUUGGUUUAGUUAAUAUAUAUCAAUUACUGUUCUAAAGAUUUCAUCAAAUAUCCAAAAUAUUCAAUAUACGAUACUUUUGAUAAUUAUAGAUUAUCUUUGAUCAUCUCAACGAGAUUGCUGUUCUCGCUUGAGCUGAAACAGCGAAAGUGAGAAAAGCAAUCGAGUUGAGAUGACCAAUGAUAAUCUGUUUAUCGCUAUUUUACCUAUGACGACGUUGUCAAUUUCAAUGUCAAUUUCGUUAGCAACGCCACGUGGUCUCCUUAGUUUCUAGCAAUAUUUUUUCCAUCUCAAGCGAGAAGCAUGAUAUGAAAAUUAUCACAAAAAAGAUCAAAGGAAAAACGCACACAAUAGCGAUAAUUGUUUAUUAUAAUAUAAAUAUUAUACUGUAUUAUUAAUUUGUACAUAACAACUAAUUUAAUUUGUCAAGAGAAAGUCGCAGGGUCAGCUAUAUUUCAUGGGUAGACUUAAAACGGUCGAUAGCAUAAGGAUUUUGCACAGCUAUUUUUAAAAAUAUCUAAGAUAUCUAAAAACCACAAUAAUUUAUCAAGAAAUCGUAACUACGACAAUGAACUAAUCUGAUGCAUUUUUAUUGUUUUGACAAUGAUAAUAUAUAAAAACAAUAGCCCCAAAAAGCUUUUUACUGGUUUGCAGACAAUAACCUGUGUAUAAGUCUAUAGAUCGCUAGGAAAUUUAAGCACAAGGAUCCAUAGCUUCAAAGGAAAGGUUGGGAUUGAUUUUGGGAGUGGUGACCCAAACUAUUUAGGAAUUAGGGGCCGAAAAGAGAUCAGAAACUAUGAUUUUCUAAUAACUAGAAAUAUUUCGAGUAUAAGUCUUAUGGAUUGAUAUUUAAUUAUACCACAAAGUUCAAUACCGUAAUAGAAAGGUUGGGAUUGAUUUUCGGGAUUAUUGUCCUAGCUGUUUAGUAAUGAGCGGCCAAGAAAACAAGUAUUUUUCUUGUUUCAUGACAAAUACUUGUGUAUAGGUGUAUGGAUCCCUAUGACAUUUUAUCACAAGGUUCGAUAGCAUACAAAGAAAUCUUGGGAUUGAUGAUGGGGGUCGUAACCCAAAUAAUUUAAAAAUUAGGGGCCGAAAAGUAGUCAGAAACUCGGAUUUUCUAGUAAUCAGUUAUAUGUAUGAUUUAAUAAAAAAUCAAUAAAUAUGGGGUAUCAAGCUUAAGUGUAGUGUACGUAUUUGCCCGAACUUUUCAGGGUUAGACCUUUUGUAAUUGUAUCAAGCUGCAUACAGCGGAGCAUUUUAUUUUACCAAGUAAAGUUUAACCAAGUAACGUAAGUAGCCUGAGAAUAAAAUUUUCUAUAACUUUCAUUCUAUUAUUCUAUUCUCAUAUGUCUUGAUCGGUGUGAGUAAAGUAGUUCUCAUCUCUAAAGAAAACUUUGUUUUCGGCAAAUCAUUGGUCGAUGACAUCACAUAUAAAGAACAGAAUUUACUGUAAAUAUUUGAAAUGAUAAAGUGUAUGUAGAUAUAGUCUAAAAUCAUAAGGGAAAACAAUUCCACCACGUUUAUGUCGUGUGUUAAGAUAUUUAUCACUCUCAACAGUUAAGUAUUUAGAAAGAAAAACUCGUUAAGCCUCACGUUUUAAAUUUCUAAAAAUAACUGUCUCGAGCAGAGAAAUAUCGUAACACACUUGAUGCAGUGGUGAAAUCUAUAUUACUCUUGCAGUGGUAUACAAAUAUUGAGCAAUCAAGGAAGGGUGUAUAUAUUUUAUUUGUUCUAUAUUGUAAAUAAAAGCAUGUUGAAAUGUUUCUAUGUUGUUUGUACACAUAUUUUGCACUAUCGAUGUAGAUCAUUGCUGCAUAUGAUUGACGAAUGUAUCAUGUAAAUAAAAGCUUUUUGUUCAA